UCCAAGCAUGGCUAAUCGAAAUAUGCAACAAGUUAACAUGCAAAGCAACAAUUCUCCUCAACCGGCGAGACGCGGAACCGACUCACCGGCGGCGGAGCAGACAUCGGCGAACAAAGACAGCCCGGCCCCGCCGCCGAGGCAGUCCCCCGUUACUGAACAAAUGGAAGGAGCUGUGGAAGGAAGCGGCGAAGGCCCGACAGAAAUGACCCUAGACAUUACUAGUUUCCGAAAGCCCGGUGAAAAGACGUUCACUCAGCGCUCCCGUCUUUUUGUCGGCAGUCUCCCGCCGGAUAUUCCAGAGGAGGAGUUCAAAAACCUGUUUUCUAAAUAUGGGAACGUCAACGAGGUGUUCAUCAACAGAGAGCGGGGCUUCGGCUUCAUUCGUUUGGAAACCCGAACUGUAGCAGAGAUCGCUAAAGUCGAGCUGGAUGGGACUAUUUUGAAUAAUCGACCAAUCAGAGUCCGCUUUGCCACACACGGUUCUGCGCUCACAGUGCGCAAUCUGCUGCCUGUGGUGACAAAUGAACUGCUGGAACAGGCGUUUUCCCAGUUUGGACCAGUGGAACGGGCUAUUGCUGUGACAGAUGAUCGAGGUCGUCCCACUGGGAGAGGCAUCGUGGAGUUUGCAAGCAAAGUAGCAGCGCGUAAAGCUCUGGAGCGCUGCACCGAGGGAGCACUGUUGCUGACCACAACACCCUGUCCUGCCAUUGUGGAACCUGCAGAACACUUUGAUGAUGAGGAUGGUCUUUCUGAAAAACUGCUCCAAAAGACUCCGAAGUACUAUAAGGAACGAGAACAGAAGCCACGUUUUGCUCAGCCUGGGACGUUUGAGUUUGAGUUCUCAUCUCGUUGGAAAGCUCUUGAUGAGAUGGAGAAACAGCAGAGGGACCAGGUGGACAGGAACAUUAAAGAGGCUAAAGAGAAACUGGAGGCCGAGCUGGAGUCAGCCAAGCAUGAACAUCAGCUCAUGUUAAUGAGACAAGACCUAAUGAGACGUCAGGAGGAGCUGAGGAGACUUGAGGAGCUUCGCAACCAAGAGCUACAGAGACGAAAGCAGAUAGAGAUGAGGCACGAGGAGGAGAGGAGGAGGAGGGAGGAGGAGCUGAUGAGGCACAGAGAGCAGGAGGACCUGAGACGCCAACCAGAUGGCUUCAAACCAAACUACAUGGAAAACAGAGAACAGGAAAUGAGAGUGGGUGAGCUGGGCCCUCGUGGAGCCAUUAAUAUGGGAGAUGGCUAUAACCAGGCCUCUGCGGGGCCCAGUGGUAACCAAGGUCAAAUGAUGGGCAUGAGUGGAAGGGGAGGACCCACUGGCCCAGAGGGAACAGCAAAAAUGGGGACACCAUUGAUGUCAGAGAAUGGAGCCAUGCGAAAUGAUAGAUACCCACAAGGCGGACCCAUGGUGGGGCGACCCGAUGCUGGCUCUCCAAAGCAGCAGCAGCCGCAGCAGCCAGCACCACUGGGCCCCCAGGCUGGACCAGCUCCAGGAUUUGGGAGGGGCAGUCCUGUGGGGGGAGUCUUUGAUGGACCAAAUAACAAGCGUCGUAGAUACUAACCUCUCUUGGUAUUCAUGGAUCUGUGUUAAUGAGCCCUAAUUAUUGUUUUUACAGUUUACAAGCCCGCUACCUUUCCUGGGCAUUUAUUUUGUAAUUGAUAAAAUUACAGAACAUGCUUUUUAUUUAAACUUGUCCUCAGUGUUUACUUUUUUGUAGAAUAUGAUUCUUCCCUCUGUGGUCCGAAUGAAGCGGGGGGUUUUCAUUGUGGAUCCAUAGUUCCAUAGCAUUUUAAAGGAUGCUUUUAAGGGUAGGCAGGUUUGCAGUCGUAAUGACUUCUAUUGUGUGAGAUAAACUUUUAAGUUGGUUUAAGGGAAUUUUAAAAUAAGGUUACAAAAACACAAAGUCAAAGUUCUCAAAAAAAUAGUGGUGUUAUUCCUGCAAUUUGACAGUCAGUACCAACAAAUGUUACAUCUCCAAAAAGUUGAUUCUGUUCAUCUGGACGUAGCGUUUUGUGGGAGAAACACUACGAGAAACAGCACAUCUGCAUCCACUGAAGGAACAGUGGUCUGUUCCUGACCUCCCAACCCAUUGUUCCUUCAGUGGGCUGGUUUCAGUCAUUAUGCAGAUGUACUGUUUAUAAGAUUGGGGAAACCUGCAGU
Molecule: messenger RNA, 2155 nt
Organism: Maylandia zebra (zebra mbuna)
Lineage: Eukaryota; Metazoa; Chordata; Actinopteri; Cichliformes; Cichlidae
Gene: pspc1
Product: paraspeckle component 1
Molecular function (GO): RNA binding
Source: RefSeq, a predicted model, not a curated record